Messenger RNA from Letharia columbiana, 1878 nucleotides. RefSeq lists its product as uncharacterized. The coding region runs from base 1 to 1878 and encodes 625 amino acids. Lineage: Eukaryota; Fungi; Ascomycota; Lecanoromycetes; Lecanorales; Parmeliaceae. The record is from RefSeq and is a predicted model, not a curated record. The transcript has a single exon.
AUGGCGGAUGUUCAAGUCCACACAUCAGUCGAAUUAUCCGAAAUAGAGUCUCUCGCUACCACUGCUGCAUCCAAUGGAAGACCGCCGAGUCGACAUCAACCAGCAAAAUCUGCCGUCGACCGAGUCAGUCACUCGCUUGGGAAGCUAAGUCGAAAGAAGAAUCUCAAGGUAUUGGACCUUCUGGUCGUGCUGGUAACUUGGAUAUGCCUUGCCAUCGCAGUCAUCGCCAUCACGCCUCGUUUGGAUGUUGCUUGGACGCUUCGACUCCAGCAUCAACUUCAAGUUAUAGGCCUCAUGCUCAGCAUCAUGAGUCAGUGCCUUCAAAUUCUCGCUCCAAAUUUAUGGAUCAUGGUAGAGGCUUGGUGUAGCAAGCCCAAAUUACAGAAUUUUGAUGCUAUUUUUCGGAAUUCGAUCAUGGUAUCGAAUGCUCACUUGAUUUGGCGAGCUCUAUUGCUGGCAUUCAUCGUUUUGCCAAUAGGCCUCAGUCUGGCGUAUAAGGUCUUCGUGGGAGGACAGAGUACGCAUGAUUUCGGCAACCAUACAAGUUGGUACGGUAUGACAGGAGCCCCUGGGCUGACAAGAAACACUGUAUUAAGAUUUGGUCCUUCGUACAUGACCAACGCAACACUACCUUUCAUUGCGGCUUCGGCAGACUUCGAGACUCUGCCAUCGUUUCCGCAGCCGUACGGAUUCAACAAUCUCGUCAUCUCUAACACAUCCUCCGCGUUUCUGGACGCCCCACUACCAAGUCAGGUUCCGCUACUUCAGCAGAGCUUGCACGAGGACACUACCAGUACCUUCACGCUCACCGCAGAUGUGCACGCAACGGUCACAACAUACAACCACUCCAUCGAAACUAGUCGAGAUGAUGACGCUUUCUGGGACUUCUACCUCAACCAGAUGGGCUUGAAUAGCGCACCAGAUUCUUUCUCACUCGGUAUAUCCUGGAUCGACCUAAGCAGCGGCAAGACUCUGGGCAUACUCACCGGCAACCAGACAAAAGACGCGUCGUGGAUCAUUUUAUCAUUCUUUCAACAAAGCGAUCAUUUGAAUUCUUCAGAUAUCUGGAUCCCUGCAUUCCGAGCCAACGCAUUCCUAUUUAACACUCGUCGCGAAAUCUGCAACGCCACAUGGCAUAUCACGUACAACUCUAUGCAGCUCACCGAAGGCAAUUGCUCCGUAUCAUCGCCGCUACCAAACCAAAAAUCUCUCUUCACUACCAACCUCGCUUUCAGCACUUACUACAUGCCCAGUCUGGCCGAAUACCUAGCACCGCUCUCGACGCCAAGCAGUGCCGCCGCGACCGAGCAGAACGUAUACGAAUGGGGCAACCAAUGGUUGAUGUCAACAUUCACGACUACCGUUGCAGGGAUGUAUUGGUCGCGGUUGACCGCCCUUCUUGGACCCGACAGCUACGUUAACGGCACGAUUCCGGCGUACAAUGACGAAGUCAACUACACAAUCCCCGACACGCUGCCGUCGAACAGACAAACAAUGAAUCCUUCCUGGGCCCUUUACGUCGUGCUUGGCGUCCAGCCUGUCCUCAUCAGUCUCAUAUUCAUCGCUAGCUUCGUCCUGAGCUACUUCUCCGCCGUCGACGGCGCCAACUUCGGUAUCAUCGCCAUCCUUGCCGGAGCGCGAACGGAGACUUUGAAGCUCUUCGAUGGGGCAUCGUUCUCGGGUACGCUCAAGAAGCCCGUGGGCAUACGGAUCGACACCAUCACGACGAGACACGAGAACGAACCACAGAUAGAGUACGCUUUCUACGACGAUGGCAUCCCCCCGGAGCCGUCCGCCACAGCAACCUGGCGACACCACUUUAUGCCGUCCCGCUUCGACACGAGGAAGAACACCGGGUACCACAAAGUUGAUGUGUAG